UGAGUGUCUGUGCGCUUCUGGCUGCCAUGUACUAUAACUGACCUUUGACCUGUGACCAUGGACCUGACCACGCGUCGACCCGACGUUGCGACGCCUUCGGGCAAGCCAAGGGCCGCCAAGAGUGUCUUCUCCAUCAGGAGUCUCGUGGAGGUCGAGGAAGACUCGGAGUUGGCUAAGAAACCCGAACUGUCAAGCACGCCUCCAAGGAGUUCCCCGGAGACGGCUAGCGUGGAGGGCGAGGGAGAGGGAGAGACGACCAUGGGGGUGUCAGGGAGAGACGACGAUGGAAGCGAGGGAGAGCUCGACGACUUCAACUCCGCGCCGAAGAGGAAGCAGAGACGCUACAGGACUACCUUCACCUCCUUCCAGCUGGAGGAACUGGAGAAGGCGUUCUCCAGGACACACUAUCCUGACGUCUUCACUAGGGAGGAACUAGCGAUGAAGAUAGGGCUGACGGAGGCCAGGAUCCAAGUAUGGUUCCAGAACAGGAGAGCGAAGUGGAGGAAGCAAGAGAAGGUCGGACCACAAGGUCAUCCCUACAACCCCUACCUAGGGUCCGCCCCGGCGCCAGCCAUCGCACCCUCGCUGCCCAACCCCUUCACCCACCUGGGGUUCGGCCUGAGGAAACCCUUCGAUGCCUUCCGGUACCCGACGUUGCCGCCUGGGCCGGUGUUCCUAGGACAUCAUCCGCAGUUCCCCCGGCCUCCGCCCUUCCUUGGGCACCUAGCGGCGUACUCCCCGGCCACGUCGUUCCAGAGUCUGUUGGCCAACAUCUCGGCAGCCCAGAGACCCAAGCUGCCGCUACCCUCCGCCAGCCCUCCGGAGCCUGAGGAGCUACCUCCAGCGGUGGCUCUGCCCCCCACCCUGGCCACGACCCCUCCGGCACCAUCCUCCCCUCCGGACAUAGACAGGAGGUCAUCCAGCAUCGCCGCCCUCCGGCUCAAGGCGAGGGAACACGAGCUGCGGCUGGAGAUGCUGAGGAAGAACGGAGAAGUUAGUUAAUCCGUGUAGUCGGCGACCACUGGUGCUUGUGCAAUGUGUCUGAUGAAAAUAUCACAAUCCAGAAACCGCAAUAGAAACUUUAAAAAUUACAUAUCACGAAAAAACUGGAUGGUGCAGAUCGAGAGUAAACUUACCAAGGCUAGUUCGGUUAAAAUUUAAACAUCAACUCAUAGAUUUAACAUACUCCCUUAUCAAAUCCUCAACCCCCAAAAGUUCUAAAAUCAUUACGAAGAGUGAUUUAACUGUUAUACAAAAUCUAGCA
Messenger RNA from Macrosteles quadrilineatus (aster leafhopper), 1264 nucleotides. Its product is annotated as homeobox protein aristaless-like. Lineage: Eukaryota; Metazoa; Arthropoda; Insecta; Hemiptera; Cicadellidae. Gene Ontology annotation, biological process: regulation of transcription by RNA polymerase II. The transcript has 5 exons. Gene Ontology annotation, molecular function: RNA polymerase II transcription regulatory region sequence-specific DNA binding; DNA-binding transcription factor activity, RNA polymerase II-specific. The record is from RefSeq and is a predicted model, not a curated record. Bases 58 to 1002 code for a protein of 314 amino acids.